GUGAGCUGGGAAUACUUUCACUGUGAAUUUCCCCUCCAGUGACUGACCCAGUCUGGUAACAUGACUUACCGCAAUUCACACACAAAAGCUCCUUUAACUCAUGUCUCAUUUCCUUGUUGCUGUGUGUCACAGUCUGGUCAGUCCUUGGAACUUUCCCUGUCUGAGUGUCUAGUGGUCAGUGGUCAGUGGUCAGUAGUACUAAUAAUAGGACUUCUAUUCUUGUGUGUGUGUUGCGUGUGUGUUCAGGCCCAGUCAUUGGAGAGUUCCUGCCCUUGCUAAUGCCCCUUCUGCAGAACUGUCUCGACCCAGAGAGAGACCCUGAGAUGAGACUACACAUGUUCACCAUGCUGUCCAAACUGCUGCUGGACGCUACACACACACUGGACUCCCAGGGGAGGUUCUGCGAGCACCUGGAUGUGUUUCUAUUGGAGUUGCUGCUACCUAACCUGGUGUGGAAGGCAGGUCGUACUGCUGCAGCUAUCCGUACCUCAGCUCUCAGCUGUCUGCUAGCCCUGCUGCAAGGGGGAGCCAUCCCGCCCAGCCAG
Molecule: messenger RNA, 545 nt
Organism: Salvelinus fontinalis (brook trout)
Lineage: Eukaryota; Metazoa; Chordata; Actinopteri; Salmoniformes; Salmonidae
Gene: dnaaf5
Product: dynein axonemal assembly factor 5
Exons: 2
Biological process (GO): inner dynein arm assembly; cilium movement; outer dynein arm assembly
Cellular component (GO): cytoplasm
Molecular function (GO): dynein intermediate chain binding
Source: RefSeq, a predicted model, not a curated record